UUGAAAAAUAGAAAUAUAAAAAAAUAAAAUAAAAAAGACGCGUGAAAAGCAGCUGAUUCUUCUUCUACUUCUUCUUUGAUAAUCGAAAACUGUUGCUUAAACUGAGAAAACGUCAAGUCUGAAAUCUCAACUGUGGAAGAAUUGAAGCCCAAUGCUUUUGUUCUAUUCCACGAUCAUCGGUUGGAUUUUCGUGUUUUGUGUCAUCCACUAAAGUCUCGGUGAUAUCUGAUUGCCAUUGGUUCUGCUGUUUUACAACUCUCUGGUAUUUAAUUCCCAUCCUAAACAAGAACACAUUGAUUACUAUGCUCUAGUCACAUUUCGUUUUUCGAUCACGAAACAUUGUAAAACUGAUAUGGGGUCGACUGGUGAUGAUGCGGAUACCGGUGGAGGUGAGAAAUCUACCGAUGGUAAUGUUAGCCACAUCCCUCUCAACGUUUCGACAUCUCAUAAAGGUCUGAUAAGCGACGAAAAAUCACAAAACGGACACAAAUACGGCUUCUCCACCAUUUCCAAGAAGUUAGGGUUUUCUAGAUUUAGUACACUGUCAUCACCGUCGGCGAGUUUUUAUCGACUUGCCGAGGUGAGGAACGAAGUUUCACGCACCGUACCUUCUUCCAGCAGUCUCCAUCUCCGCGAGCGUUUCCACAGAAUCUUCUCCAAGAAAAUCGAUUUCAAUUCUCUUUGGGGAAUCAGCAAAGAAUGGAUAAGGGAUCCCAUGAAUUUGGCUCUCUUUAUCUGGAUCGUGUGCGUAGCAGUUUCGGGUGCGAUUCUCUUCAUGGUCAUGACCGGAAUGUUGAACCAUUCUCUCCCGAAAAAGUCCCAGAGAGACACUUGGUUCGAAGUCAAUAACCAGAUACUCAACGCUCUAUUCACCCUCAUGUGUUUAUACCAACACCCGAAAAGGAUAUACCACCUCGCCCUGCUCAUAAGAUGGAGGUCCGAAGAUGUUACGAAGCUCCGGAACUUUUACUGCAAAAACGGAACCUUCAAACCCAACGAGUGGGCCCACAUGAUGGUGGUCCUGGUUCUUCUAAACCUCAACUGUUUCGCCCAAUACGCGUUAUGUGGUCUCAACUUAGGAUUGAAGAGGUCAGAAAGACCCCCUAUAGGUGUCGGAAUAUGUAUAUCUGUUGCAAUCGGCGCCCCUGCAUUUGCUGGAGUUUACUCCAUGCUCAGCCCUCUUGGAAAAGAUUACGACACUGAAACAGACGAAGAAUCUCAAAUUCGAAUCACGACCGAAGAUAGUAGCAGACCGAGUGAAUCGAGGAGAAGAUCUCUUGAAAAGAAAUUUUCGUUUGCAUCGAGAGAUGAAGAAAGAAAUGUAGUGGCAAGACCGCAGUGGAGUGGAGGCGUUCUUGAUUUUUGGGAGGAUAUUUCAUUAGCUUACCUCUCGUUAUUCUGCAGCUUCUGUGUUUUCGGGUGGAAUAUGGAGAGGCUUGGGCUUGGAAAUAUGUACGUACACAUCGCCACUUUUCUUCUCUUUUGCAUGGCCCCGUUUUGGAUCUUCAAUCUGGCAGCUGUGAAUAUUGACAACGAGACUGUCAGGGUGGCGUUGGGCCUCACCGGAAUAUUCCUCUGCGUUUUUGGGUUGCUCUACGGUGGGUUUUGGAGGAUUCAGAUGAGGAAGAAGUUUCAUUUGCCGCCGGAUAAAUCUUGCUGCGGUAAGCCAGCUGUCACCGAUUUUGCACUUUGGCUUUUCUGUUGUUGGUGUACUCUAGCUCAGGAAGUGAGGACUGGGAAUUCGUACGAUAUUGUGGAAGAUAAAUUUUACCGGAAAAAAGACGAAAAUUUUCCGAUUUUGCCACUGCCUCGUGAAGAAGGGGAGUUUCAGGUGAGGUCUAGUACGAGUUCUCCGUAUGGGAACAGCCCUUCUCCACCAUAUUUCACGAGUCCUAGCCAGUUUCCAAGGGAAUACAACAGUCCAAAAACGAGGCUUUCUUUGAUUGAAGAAGAAUCUCGUACACACAGCAAAGACGAAACGAUGACGCCACCUGUUUCUUCAGUAAUACGGAGAGAAGAAAUAUAGCACCGCAACGUUUUUUAAGUACCAAAUCUGCCUCACAUCAAGGGUAGCUGUCUGUAUUUACAACUGUUGUAUGUAUGUAUUCAUACGAACACCCAAUAUUCUCGAUUUUGUUGUCCUCAUUCUGAAAUUUCCUGUGUAUAUCUGUUUUGGUUUGCUAUCGUGUUAGAUUCGUCAGAAAUUUAAACUAUAAUCAGUUCUCGUGUUUAGUAUCUGAUGCCUUAACUCUUUCAGAUGAUUAAUAUAACCUUCAUCGGAAUGUAGAAUCUUGUUUUUCAUUGUGUUUAUACUUUAUGCCAAUUAAGCAAUAAAUCAUUCCGGUUUCGAGUUCUCAGGUGUUCCAAGAUAAAGGCACAUUCCGGUGAACAAGGAAAGAACGAGGUUUCGAGGAUUCAAUCCAAUUCCCACCGGAGCAAAUCAAGCCUCGUGAUUGUGUGCGUUAACGACCAAAUGAACAGGUAAGUGCUUCAUACUACGACGACUAGAAGAAACAGUUUUUUUCAAGAAUUGAGAAUCUUUCAUAGCACACAAAGCAUAUUCUUUCACUUUCAUCAUCACUAGGAGACACACACUCCAUUUAAUUAUGGUUUAGCAUGACGAAGAAUUUGCUUAAAACAUUAUCGUUAAUAUUCGACGCUGUUUCUUGCUAGUUAAGACAAUGAAGUUAGUUAGUUAUAGACCA
Molecule: messenger RNA, 2705 nt
Organism: Erythranthe guttata (spotted monkey flower)
Lineage: Eukaryota; Viridiplantae; Streptophyta; Magnoliopsida; Lamiales; Phrymaceae
Biological process (GO): sesquiterpene biosynthetic process
Molecular function (GO): cyclase activity
Source: RefSeq, a predicted model, not a curated record